UGUCAUGAGGGGACAAACCAUGGUACUCUUAGCGGUGACAGCAGACUUAUGCAGUUCUGUGGCUGUUUGCUGUUUUCCUGCCUGCUGCUCAUCACGCUGUUGCACUGCAGCACUGACGGCUUCAGAGUCCAACAGCGUGUAGACCGGCGCACCUUGAGGGCUCCAGCACAUCUUCAGCCUCGCCCUGGAGCGGUGAAGGCAGGGGAGGAGCUGACAGCCAAGCUGCUCCGAUUGGACGACCUGGUGAGGAUGGAGAAUGAUGUCAUGGAGCCAAAGAGGAAGCGGAGUUUCCCCGGUAACAAUGCCCCGCUGGACCGCCUGUCUGUCAGCUCCAUGGAGAUCAAACAGGGAACGAACAAGCAGAGCAAGGUAGUUGAGUUGCCACGGCGACGAGUCAACCCACCUCCCGUCGACAGGAUUGGAAUGAGUCGUCUACCAAACAGCCGAGGAUAGGCCACGCCCCCUCCCUCUGACAGUCUGGCCCCUCUCUACAGCGCCCUCCUCUGGACAGAGGAGUCACCACAGAUGCAUGAAACACAGCCAAUCACCAACCGCCACGCCCACCACCUGUCAAUCAUCUACCUUCACUUCACCUGGACACCCCCGACCCCCACAGUGAUGAAUGUUUAGUGACGGUGCAUUCAGGUGCUACUUGGUAAAUUUAUGGCACGUGUCUGAGAAUGUCAGGACCAAAUAAUUAUUGAUCAGAUUUCAUGUUUACGUCUUAAUAGGAAACCUCAAACUGAUAAUUGUCACAUUUAAAAAACAUUCAAUAUCCGUCUUUAGAUUUUAUAAUUCCAUAACAUCACCGUCUGAACCUAAACAUCUCAACGAAAACUGCCACACCAAAACAUUGUGGCAGAAGAUUAACUUUUAUUAUUAAUUUAAAAUUUCAUCCUCCAUUAAUUUCUGUCCUGAAUAAUCAACUGUGGUUUCAAGAUAGCUCCUAAUUUUAAUCCAUUUCAGACUGUUUUUCUUCAGAGUUCGUCUACAGCAGUUUGUGUUAGGCAGUGGUGAAAAGUAACUAAGUACAUGUAUUUGUCAAACUGGUACAGAUAUUUUUAAAAAACUGACUUUCACAGUUAUGAUGAAACAUUCUCGCAGUUUUUUUUAGAGUGUCACCUGAAUGCACCAUCACUGCCCCUCCCUGCCUCCUGUGACUCUGACUGGAGGCGUCUGUCGCCUCAAACAUCCGACGCGACUUGACUCGAGUCUCUGCCUCGUAGUGCAGCAGGUCUGUUUACAGCAGGACGACAUGCUGAGAGACGUCUCCACUGCGCCGGACAUCACGAGAACUGGACCGACCUCCACUGCAAAUAAGUGACGACCAUGAAGCCAGUGAGAAAGAAUUUAGGGUAGAGAUGCUCCGAUUUAUCGGCUGAUCAUCGGUAUCAUCCGACAUUCACCUUUUUAACCGCCAUCGGCCACCAGCAGUUAAAAUGACAGUCACUGAUGGCCGAUGCUUUCUGUUGUGUCAGUUCAGUUUUUCGCAGGUUAAAAAUUAGUGGCCGGUUGCACAGAGCACCUGAAGUUAAGAUCGUCCAUUAAAUAAAAUCUGUUGCACAAAACAUCCUUAAGUUUUUCUCCUUAUCAUGUUCACAAGUCAACGGUGUGCUGCGUCAUUCGCCGGGUGUCAGACGCCCUCACCUGUCUACUGAACACCGUGCUGAAGUUCCCGUCCAAACGUCGCAGUUUCUUCCCACAUUCGUGUUAUUUUUGGAUCAAAUUUAUUUUUCAUUUUGUUCUUGAAUUUAUCUAGAUUUUUUCUUCCUCUGACCAAUUUGGUUUUCGUGUCUUCUUCUACCAUUUUUCUUAAAUAUCAGGCGAACUCUGAGAAUACGUAGGCGCGACAACAGGUAGCCGCUAUAGCCAAUCAGCAUUGAGAUCCUCUGGGGAUGAAUGACGCCGAGGAUGUACUGGUGGAAGUUCAUUAAUCGAUUCAGAGAUUCAUGCGCGUAUGACGUGAGUCAGUGCACAAAAUAUUGUAGUGAAAAUUCGCAUUGCAUUUUGUGUGAACACAACAUAAAGAGGGGACUUAGUAGCGGCUCUAUAGCGCCACCUCUGUGUGAAAAGGGUUUUAAACAGACAUGAGACUGGUAUCUGUCUGAACAUGUCACUGUAGGAAAGAAAGAAAAAGCCAAUCAUGUAGAACGAUUCCUUCCAAAACAAACCGGGUCAGAUGGACAGUUUAUGUAGUUCCAAUUUAAUGGACUACAACACGUCAUAUUAUCUGGAAUAUUCCUUUAAAACCUUGACCACAUCAUCACAGCUGUGUUGCCUUCACAGUCAGCUGGUUCAGGUUCAUACGAGUGCUGCUUCAGCACAUUACUGUGCGACACUGAACGGUCCAGGACGACACGCCGGCGCAGUGGAGAUGGUUUCCUCGUCAGCCAGAGGUUUAAAAAAGAAAAAAAAAAAAACUGAUCCUGUUUUUAAAAUGCUUCUUACUGCCUUUAAGUUUAAUUGUGCUUAAUAAAGAGUUAAUGAUCAC
Epinephelus lanceolatus (giant grouper) is the source of this 2491-nucleotide messenger RNA. The record is from RefSeq and is a predicted model, not a curated record. Lineage: Eukaryota; Metazoa; Chordata; Actinopteri; Perciformes; Serranidae.